Messenger RNA from Zophobas morio, 1344 nucleotides. Its product is annotated as zinc finger BED domain-containing protein 4-like. The transcript is spliced from 3 exons. The record is from RefSeq and is a predicted model, not a curated record. Lineage: Eukaryota; Metazoa; Arthropoda; Insecta; Coleoptera; Tenebrionidae. Gene Ontology annotation, molecular function: protein dimerization activity. The coding region runs from base 1 to 1344 and encodes 447 amino acids.
AUGGUUACUAUUGCACUUGGUGUGAGUAAUCUGACACAGCACCAUACAGCAGACAAUAUAAGCAAUGAUUUGCACACUAUGUUGAAUAACUGGAAAAUUUUAAAAGAAAACAUUGUUUCAAUUACGACUGAUAACGGUGCAAAUAUUAUUGCUGCUGUAAAGAAAAUUAUGUCACAGACUUCUAAUCAUUUCCAUGUCAGUUGUUUUGCGCACAAUAUAAACUUAGUGGUAACGAAGGCAUUAGGAAGUUGUCGAGAUGUUGUCACAAUAAUUGAAAAAGUAAAGACAAUUGUUGCUUAUUUUAAGCACAGUAAUGUUGCACAAGAUCAGUUAAGAUAUGAACAGAAAAAUGAAGGAAAAAAGGAUGGAACAUAUCUGUAUUUAAUACAAGAGGUUCCCACUAGAUGGAACUCCACGUUUUAUUGCUUACAAAGGUUUAAAUACCUAUCGGGUCAUGUUGGUAAAAUUUUACUGUCGUCUGAACACCAAAAAGCUCCACCAAUGUUGACUGCUAAUGAGCUGGCAAUUAUUGAUGAGUGUUUGAAGUUACUUGGGCCAUUUGAGGAUGCAACUAAAAAUAUAUCAGGCGAAAAAUAUGUCUCAGGAAGCUUGGUGAUACCCAUGACCAACUGUAUUAAAACCUCCUUACAUAGAAUCAACGUCAGUAAUCCCUUUGCUAAAAACUUAAAAAAAGAACUUGAGGCACAAAUAGAAAAAAAACUUGAUCCUUUAGAAACAAAUAUUCUUUUGUCAAUAGCCACAAUUGUAGAUCCCAGAUUUAAGCGUCUUCAUUUUUCAUCAGCAAGAAAUGUUGCCAAUGCCAUUACAAUAAUAAAAAACGAAGUUAAAAAAGAACAUCAGAAUCAAGGAUCGCUCACUCCACCAGUACAUCCAAAUAUUAUAGAUGAUGUAGAUGGAUGCAUUUGGAAUAUCCAUGAUGAGAUAGCCUCAAGGCACUUACCUGAUUCAGAUGGUUGUGAUGGAUUACCCGCAGAGUUAAAAUUAUAUUUGAAUCAACCGAUUCAACCAAGAACUCGACAUCCAAUACAGUAUUGGAAAGAAAAUAAGAAUGCAUUUCCAGGAACGUACAAAGUUGCCAUGAAAUACCUCACUGUCUUGGGAGCUUCAGUUCCAGCAGAACGCCUGGUAUCUACACUUAAUAAUGUUUGUUCUGAUAAAAGAAGUCGUUUGACACCACAGCACAUCAAUGAGUUCGAACCGAACAUCCCUACCUCAGAAAACGUCGCCUUCACAAACAGCUGCAACAGGCUAACCACAUGUAGCGAUGACGACAUGGGAACCAACCAAUUAAACGAAAUUAAACCCUAUAAAACAGCGAAAUAA